AUGACUCGUGGCAACCAGAGAGAUCGCGAUCGCGCGAAGAACAACAAGGAGCAGUCCAAGAAGAAAUCCAAGAACGAGCUUACUGGUACGGAGUUCCAGCGGAAGAAGGAGAGCGAUGCUGCCAAAAUGCAGGCCAAGCAGAAAGCAGAGAAUGUCGGCCUCCAGAUCCUUUGCACUCGAUUCCACUGA
Messenger RNA from Aspergillus fijiensis CBS 313.89, 189 nucleotides. Its product is annotated as 4F5 domain protein. Lineage: Eukaryota; Fungi; Ascomycota; Eurotiomycetes; Eurotiales; Aspergillaceae. The coding region runs from base 1 to 189 and encodes 62 amino acids. The record is from RefSeq and is a predicted model, not a curated record. The transcript has 3 exons.